This is a messenger RNA of Phlebotomus argentipes, 5342 nucleotides long. It is a transcript of the gene Vps8, whose product is annotated as vacuolar protein sorting-associated protein 8 homolog. Gene Ontology annotation, biological process: endosomal vesicle fusion; protein targeting to vacuole. The record is from RefSeq and is a predicted model, not a curated record. Bases 1654 to 5337 code for a protein of 1227 amino acids. The transcript is spliced from 3 exons. Lineage: Eukaryota; Metazoa; Arthropoda; Insecta; Diptera; Psychodidae. Gene Ontology annotation, cellular component: HOPS complex; late endosome. Gene Ontology annotation, molecular function: protein binding.
AAACAAGUAAUUUCUUCACAAAAUACCCGCCGACCAGUUGUUGUAAUUUCUAAUCACGUUCGUAGCGAAGAAGAUGAUAAUUUUCACAAAAUGCCAAUAGUUUUUCUUUUAUCUCAAUAAUAUUUCCCUAAAUUCAUUCAUUGAAAUCAUAUCAAUUUGCCCCAUUCGUUUCGUGGUGAAAUAUCAUCAGUUGAGAGAUCAAAUUUGUUAUUGUUUUAUUUUUUGUUCUUUGUCAAAAUGAUUAUGUUGAAUUCUUGGAGAAAAACAGUAAUUUUUCUUUGCCCUUUUGUUCUAAUUUUUUUUUCAUUCAUAAAAUGAACCACUUGCAAACCAAUCAAAUAGAAUUUAUCAAAUCCACGUGUGUGAUAUUGAGAAUUGUGUUACAAUUCGCAGAUGCUGAGACAUUUCAUUUUGCCAGAUGUAGUUGCAAUAUAAAGAAAAGAAAAGAAGAAAACAGUUUUUAUUUCUCUCGUCCUGAGUAAAUAAAUAAUUAUAAAUGGAAAAGAAGAGAUAUAUAAGAGCAUUUUUGUAUAAAAGAAGAAAAGAAAUGAUUAAAAAAAAAACAUUGAACUGAACCGAGAAAUUAGAAGGUAGAAGAAAAAAAAUGGAAUUCUCAUGAUUGAUAACAAAAUGAUGAUAAAACAUUUACUAGAAACAAAAAAAAUAUAUAGUCGCUCAAGUGCAUUUUGGCGAAGGAGAAGAAUUUCCUUUCGCCUCUGCAGGAGGGCUUUUAAUAAAGUAAAAAAAAGUAUUGGGAGAAAGUGCGAGCAAAAUGUCGUGUUUUGAGAAGGAAAACAGAAUCCUUGAGACGCAACAAUUUGUCUCUGCGCAAUGAUCCUAUGAGAUAAGAAGCAAACUAUUUAAAAUAUACAAUGAAGUCGUACAUUUUUCUCGUGUAUUAUGAAUAUGAAAGAGAGAAAAAAGGAACAUUUACUGUGGAUUUGAUGAAUUUAGAGGAGAGAAAUUACAGAAAAAUCAUCAAAAUCACAGUAGAUUUCCUUUAAACGAAACAUUAAAUAAAAAUGCAAAUCACAUUCUUCAGGAUAAAUUUUGUGAAAAGGGAAGAAAAGUGUAAUAAAUGAAACCCAGAAACAUGUCAACAUGAGAUCAAAUAUUGUAGUCGCGUAUGAAUUAUCAUCUAAUGAUGUAAUAUUGGAAGUCUUAAAGAUUUGAUAUCCUUUGCCAGAUCAAAUGAUAACACGAGAUUUUGGUGAAAAAAAAAAAACAGAAUAUAAGAAACAAGAACCUUUGGUGAACGAGAGAAGACUGUGAGAGGAAAUUGUGUGCGCAUUGACUAAAAUGGCUUCAUUACGAAUAUUCAUUUUUGUACUGUGUAUAUGUAAUAAGGAUAUACUUGAAUUAAAUAUAAGUGAAAUGUUUAUAUUAACCUUUUUAGCUUUUCUUUCGCCACCCAAAAUCAAAUGUUUUUGCAGCAAAAGUGCUCCACCCGGUUGAUGUUCAAAAGCUUCUACUGGACUUUGCAGUGUCCGCCGCAGCGAGCGCUGAGCGCGCAAUAUAUGUCAAAAAAGUCGAGGUAAAAACUUCACACAGUCGAAUCCAGAGUGCAAAAGUAAAUAAUUGUGUUAUUUGAAAUACGUGUGCAAUUACACCAAAUGGUUGAGUUGUAGAUCGGAUUAGCGCCCGUCUCUCGCGAUGAAUACCCUCAAGGCGCCGUCUCUGCAGUCUCUGGAGUCGGAUCGAGGAUCGAGUGAUAGUCUCCUGGCGGAGUCCCUCGACUUUGACAUCGAAGAGCUGGACGAUGCGGAGUACUCCCUGCCAGCUGUGGAGACAAUGCCGACGCUGGAGAGUGUUCUGAACGAUCUGGACUUCGACGAUGGAUCCACCUCGGAUCUGGGCAUUCCCGUCACUCCGUCGCCCUCAAUUUGCAUCUCUAUGGACGAGCAGCCACGCAUCGGCUCCCUGUUGCGUCACGUCGUGCUGCAGGGCGUGACGACGCAAGUCUCCUCAGCAGCUGACCGUGUGGGAGCCGGUUUGGCAUCUUCAGUGGCUGUCCAGGACAUGAUUGCCGUCGGCACGUCUCACGGCCACGUUCUGGCCUUCGACAUCAAUCAGACUCUCCGCUGGUGCUGCCGGGAUCACACUGCCCAGGGCGCUGUGUCGUCUCUGGCCUUCAACGACACCUCCACUCGACUCCUCGCCGGCUACGCUCGCGGACACGUGGUGAUGAUCGACACAGCCUCGGGAGACACCAUUCGCUCCCUGCCCGACGUCAUCACGCCAAACGCAGGCGUCCUGCACCUCAAGUGGAUCGGCAAGGGUGCUCUGUGCUCCGACUCCGGCGGCUCCGUGUGGUCCUUCAACUUCACGCGCCGCCUGGGCAUCCGCGGAUGCGACUCGCGCUGCCUGUUCAGCGGCGCCCGCGGCGAGGUGUGCGCAGUGGAGCCACUGGUGGUGAAUGAGCUCGAUCAUCCGCUGAAGACCUUCACAAUAGUCGCCCUGGCCACGCUGUCCAAGUUCUUCGUGGUCACCAUUCGUCCAAGACUGAAGAUCAUCAAAUUCCAGCCGCUGGCCGGCCCGCCAGACUGCCUGCCACUGUUGGCGUGGCAAAUGGUGCUCAUCCAGGCGGCGGACGCCUCGAGGACAGUCGAUCCCGUGCUGGCGGCGGCGCGUGGCAACCAGCUGUUUUUCCACCAGGUCACUGUGUCCUCAGGACGCGUGUCUCUGCUGUUCCUGCGCCACAUCACACUCUCCUACAGCCUCCUGUCGCUGCACUGGCUGGGACCCAAGUCCAUCGCCGUGGUGGAUCGCUCGGAAGUGCUGCAUUUGAUGGACGUGCGAACGAGCAAAGAGCUGGAUUGCCUGGACAUGGUCUCGGCGGGCUUGGUGUACAACUCGGCGCAGUUCAAAGCACUGGCGACGGGAGGAAAUGUCUCUCCGGCUCUCGCCCUGGCCGGCUCAAUGGCGUGCUACAACUCCGUCGUGAGCCGUGGCAAUUUGCUGUACAUCCUGGGCGCACGGAGUCUGCAAGCGGUCAGCAUCAGAGCGUGGGUGGACAGAAUAUCACAUCUGGUGGCGAAUCAGAAGUGGGCAGAAGCCAUUGAUCUCUCCAUUGAGGGCUACAGAUCACUCCGCGAGCGCCCCAGGCGUCAGGCAGUGACGAAGAAGCGCAUUCUGCAGCUCAUGGAGGAAUACAUCGCGGGCACAAGUCGCAAUCCGGAACACUGCCUGGACGCCGUGAUGAAGUGUCUGAUAGAGAUUGGCGAGACUGACCUGCUGUGGGAGGAGUUGUGGGAUCGCCUGGUGAAUCACGACUACUUCCUCAGUCUUCUCACUGAGCACGUGGAGAGCGGAGAGAUCCAGAGAGUGUCUCCGUGCGUGGCUCAGAGCCUCUGCGACUACUGGCUCAGCAUCUCCACGCAGCGAUUGGAGGAGCUGAUUCUGCGCCUGGACUGGCAGUGCCUGGACCUCCAUCAAGUAUUAACCAUUGCGAAGAGGGAGAAGCUGUACCGGGCGCAGAUGCAUCUCAAUACCAAAGCCCUCGGCGACUACACCGUGUCACUGACUGAACUCAUUCCGCUCGUGAGCAGUGCGAAUCCCACUCUGGGCAACUAUCUGCUCGUGUACGUGUCCAGCUGUCUGGCGGGAAGAUACUAUCCCAGUGGCGACAUCGAUCCAUCCAUGGUGCUCACGGUGAAGCACGAGGUUCUUCGCUGUCUCACCACAAUCCACUCAAAUGGCGCAGAUGACUCAGAGCUGCCCUAUCCCUAUCUCCGGACACUCCUGAACUUCGACGUGCGCGAGACACUGAACGUCAUCUCACUGGCGUUCCAGGAGAAGGAGUUCUCCGGAGAACUUGGCGCCUCACAUCGCCAGAGAAUCGUCAACAUCCUCUUGGAGAUUGUGUCGCCUGAGCACUCGACAUCGCUGGAGAUUGGCUGUCUGUAUCACUUCAUCUCGCAGCAGAUCGCCUCUCACAGUCUGCCCGAGGAUGAGGCGAUGCUGGAGAGUGUGGUGAACUACCUGCGAAUGCGCCAGAGUGAGAACUCACGGCUGCACUUUGAGCGCGAGCAGGCGUGGCUGGAGCUCCUCAAUGCCAACUGCCUGAAUCACAUUCCACUCCACGAGAUGAUGCGAAUGGCUGAGCAGAGCCAUUGCUAUCGCGUCAUGGAGUAUCUCUACGAGCAGACGCAGAGAUUCGACGACAUCCUGCAGUGCUACUUGCAGGAUUCGGUCAGGCACGAGGAGAUGUUCACGUACAUCCGGAGAUUUGCCGGUGUGCCCAAUAGGAAGAUCCACCAUCAGAUUUACACCCACUUUCCGCAACUGCUGGACAUCAAUGCCGAGGAGAUUGUGCGCGUUGUGGUGGACAGUUUCGGAUCCACGGUGAAUUCGCUGAUAAAGCUGGUGAAUGGGAACAAGAGGCAAGUGUACGUGUUCCUGGACAAUCUCCUGAAAAACGGAUGGCCACUUGAGACGGAGGAUUGUGAGCACUUUAUCGCUCUGCUGUGUCAAUUCAAUCCCGAGAAUGUGAACGCCUUUCUGCUUUCCCACGACAAAUACCGUCUCGAUGUGGUGCUGGAGCUGGUCAAGGGUCAUCAGCUCAAUGAGGCGUGCAUGCUGAUCCACGAGAAGCAGGGUGACUUCCAGUCGGCCUUCAACAUUGCGCUGGAAUUGCUGAAAGAGGCGCCCGAGAGUGUCGCCGAGUCGUCAGCCAUGCAAGUGUCAGCGCUCUGUUCGCGCGCCUCUGAAGUGCUGCCGGAGAACGAGAGGGAGGAUUUGUGGUUCUGUCUGCUGCGCGUCAUUCUCACGCGGGCAGAUCUCACGUCCAUCACCAAGAACAUCCUCCAUGCGGCCGGAAACUACGUGGAUCUGUCCAAAUUGGUCCAAUUGGUGCUCACAUCUGGCACAAAGACGGGCAAUUUUGGCGACAUCAAGCACUUACUGCUGGGCAUGCUGUCCAAUUCCCAGUACGAGACCAUCCUGCUGCAGACGACUGCCCGCGUGCUGGGCACAGACCUCCACAAUCUGCUGGCCAAGGAGAAGCGCCUCGCCAGCCGUGGUCUCGCCGUGAAGUCCAUCAAGUGUGUCUCCUGUCGCCUGAGACUGCGAAGUCAGAAUCACGAUUCCGUGGUGAUCUUCGGGAGCUGUGGCCAUGCUGUGCACGAGGAGUGCCUGGUGGCCGUCAAGACGGACAACAGAGACGCCCUCCAGUGCCCUCGGUGCGGCUUGGCCGUGGCCAGAAGCGACAUGAUGCACACGGCGACGCCACAGCUGGACAUGCCACCAAAUUCACCACUCAAUGGCCAUUCGCACUCAUCCGCGGUGCUGCAAUUGAGCGCUCCGCCGCGGAUAGGCUUGCGAAAGAACAGUUUCUAGACAUG